CAGAAGGGCGGUGCUAGGCCAGAUAGACCGUGAGGUAUCAGGAGAAUCGUUACCGGGGUUCCCGCUUCAACAGUGAUUGGACGGAACCCGAUACCACAAACAGCCGGAACCAUGAGCUCCCAAAUCCGACAGAACUACCACCAGGACUGCGAGGCCGCCAUCAACCGCCAGAUCAACCUGGAGCUCUAUGCGUCCUAUGUGUACCUCUCCAUGUCCUAUUACUUCGACCGCGAUGAUGUGGCACUGAAAAAUUUCUCAAAGUACUUCCUGCACCAGUCCCACGAAGAGCGAGAGCAUGCAGAGAAACUGAUGAAACUACAAAACCAGCGCGGUGGGCGUAUAUUCCUGCAGGAUGUGCGGAAACCAGACCGUGAUGAAUGGGGAAAUGGUCUAGAAGCUCUAGAGUGUGCCCUUCAAUUGGAGAAGAAUGUUAACCAGUCACUGUUGGAGCUACACAAACUAUCCACAGAUCGCAAUGACCCCCAUCUCUGUGACUUCCUGGAGACUCACUACCUGGAUGAGCAGGUGAAAUCCAUGAAAGAACUGGGAGAUCAUGUGACCAACCUACGCAGACUGGGGGCUCCUACAAAUGGCAUGGCAGAGUACCUCUUUGAUAAACACACACUGGGGGAAAGUCAUGACUGAAGGCCAAUAUCUUGUUCUCUGCAUGCUCAACUUUAAAAUGUCUGUAUAAUAUUUGAGAUCACUUACUCCUUCUCCUAUUUUGGCACAAAUAAA
Messenger RNA from Pelobates fuscus (common spadefoot toad), 738 nucleotides. It is a transcript of the gene FTH1, whose product is annotated as ferritin heavy chain 1. NCBI's taxonomy places the organism in Eukaryota, Metazoa, Chordata, Amphibia, Anura, Pelobatidae. The transcript is spliced from 4 exons. Gene Ontology annotation, cellular component: cytoplasm. The record is from RefSeq and is a predicted model, not a curated record. Gene Ontology annotation, molecular function: ferrous iron binding; ferric iron binding. The coding region runs from base 112 to 645 and encodes 177 amino acids. Gene Ontology annotation, biological process: intracellular iron ion homeostasis; iron ion transport.